AGCUGACUAAAUGAAAGUAAAAGAAAGGACAACAUUUUGGGGGUUUAAACCUAUGCCUGGACACUUAAUUGGCAGCUUAUUGUGAUGGUCUGCGGUCAAACUUUUUGAGACACAAGAGCAGGAAGGCAGUGUUACCAAAAUGAGCCUCCAUGAGAAAAGAGAGAAUGAAGACACUAUGUCUGAAAUGAGAUCUCCUUCUCCCAGAUCAAGCUGUGCAUCUUUGUCUGAUGAUUCCAUAUACAAACUGCCCCCUGGAAUCAGUGAUGCAACAAAGACCUACAGUGACUCCAGCAGCAGGAAGAAGAAUCUGAGAUCAAAAUCUCCAGAACCCAGCGGUGUGUCUAUGAGAAGCACACAAUCCAUGUGUGAUCCCAUUUCAUUCAAUGAUGGAACAGUGACUUCUGCCCCACACAUUGUGAAGAUAGAUGAUACAGUUGAAUCCCACUACCAGACCCACAUCAGGCAGGAAAUACCUGAAGCAGACCUUCACAAAACCAGCAUGAAGAACAAGUUUGGCUGCUUAUUUGAGGGAAACAAAGGUAAUGAAACCCCCUUGAACAGAAUCUUCACACAGCUCUACAUAAUAGAAGGAGAGAGAGAAGGGGUGAAUGAAGAACAUGAGGUUUUACAGAUGGAGAAAACACCCAGAACACAAAACAAUCCAAUAAACUGUAAUGACAUCUUCAAAGCCUUAUCUAAACCAGGAUAUGAGGAGAAAUACAAAAUCAAGACUGUUCUUACUAAAGGUAUCGCUGGAAUUGGAAAAACCGUCUCUGUGCAGAAGUUCAUUCUGGACUGGGCCGAGGGAAAAGCCAAUCAGGAUGUAGAUUUCAUGUUUGUGUUUCCAUUUCGAGAGCUGAACUUGAUUCAAGAUCAUCAGUACAGUCUUCACAGACUUCUGCUGGACUUCCACCCUUUACUUCAAGAUCUGGACUCAAAGAUUUAUGAGGAAAGUAAAGUUGUUUUCAUCCUAGAUGGUCUGGAUGAAAGCAGAAUAACACUGAUGUUGUCAGGCACUGAGAAAGUUUGUGAUGUGAAUGAGUCUUCAUCAGUGGGUGUGUUGAUGUCAAACCUCAUCAGAGGAGAUCUGUUUCCCUCUGCUCUCAUUUGGAUCACUUCCAGACCAGCAGCAGCCAAUCAGAUCCCAUUCAAUAACAUUGACCGUGUGACAGAAAUCCAAGGUUUCGAUGACCCUCUAAAAGAGAAAUAUUUCAGAAAGAGAAUCCGUGACGAGCAAAAAUCCAGCAAAAUCAUCUCACACAUCAGAAGAACAAGAAGCCUCCACAUCAUGUGCCACAUCCCCGUCUUCUGCUGGAUCUCAUCCACUGUGCUUCAAAACCUUCUGAAAGAAGAUCUGAGUGCAGAAAUCCCUCAAACUCUGACUGAACUGUACAUCCACUUCCUGCUGAUUCAGAUCAACAUGAGGAACCAGAAGUAUGAAGAGAGAGAUCCAGAGAAACUCCUGAAGACCAACAGAGAAGUGAUUGUGAAACUUGCUGAAGUGGCUUUUAAGCAGCUGAUGAAGGGCAAUGUGAUGCUCUAUGAGGAGGACCUGAGAGAGAGCGGCUUAGACGUCACUGACACCUCAGUGUUUUCUGGGAUUUGUACUGAGAUCUUUAAAGAGGAAUCUGUGAUUCAUCAGAGGAAAGUCUACAGCUUUAUUCAUCUGAGCGUUCAAGAGUUUCUCGCUGCUUUCUAUGUGUUUUACUGUUAUUUAAGCAGCACCAUGGAAGCCCUUAAGACUUUUGAUUCAAUGCAUAAUUUGCAUAAAGGUGCAGUAGAUAAAGCCUUAGAAAGUAAAAAUGGACACCUGGAUCUGUUCCUGCGGUUCCUGCUGGGCAUCUCACUGGAGUCUAAUCAGAGACUCUUACAGGAUCUACUGACAAACACAGAGAACAGCUCAGAGAGCAUCAGGAGAACCACACAAUACAUUAAAGAGAAGAUCAAAGAUGGACAAGGAUUCUCCACUGAACGAUCCAUCAGUCUGUUCCUCUGUCUCCUCGAAGUACAAGAUCAGACUCUGUCCAGAGAGAUUCAGGAGUUUGUGAAAUCAGACAAACGCAAAGAGAAGAAACUCUCUCCAUCUCACUGCUCAACAAUUGCCUACAUGCUUCAGAUAUUAGAGGAGCCGCUGGAUGAGCUGAAUCUCAAGAAAUACAACACAUCCGAUGAGGGCAGAAGAAGACUUAUACCAGCUGUGAUCAACUGCAGAAAAGCUCUUCUUGCUGGCUGUAAUCUCACUGGUCAAUCCUAUGAAACUGUGUCCUCAGCUUUACAAUCCUCAAACUCUGUCCUGAGAGAGCUGAACCUGAGUAACAAUGACCUGCAGGAUUCAGGAGUGAAGCUACUCUCUGAUGGGAUGAAGAGUUCAAACUGUCAGCUGAAGAUAUUAAGGUUGUCUGGCUGUAUGGUGACAGAGGAAGGCUGUCAGUAUCUGUCUUCAGCUCUGAGUUCAAACCCCUCACACCUGAGAGAGCUGGAUCUGAGCUACAAUCACCCAGGACAAGCAGGAGUCCAGCUGCUUUCUGACAAACUGAAGGAUUCAAACUGCUCACUAAAGAUACUCAAUUUGGACCAUGGAGAGCCUUUCAGGAUCCAACCAGGACUUCGAAAAUAUUUCUGUGAUCUCACACUGGAUCCAAACACAGCAAACAUUCAACUCAUUCUGUCUGAGAACGGAGAGGUGAAAUAUGUGGAUCAGCAGCAGCCGUAUCCUGAUCAUCCAGAGAGAUUUAAAGAUAUUCCUCAGGUUCUGUGUCGAGAGAGUCUGAUUGGACGCCAUUACUGGGAGGUUGAGCGGACUGGCUGGGCUCGUAUAGCAGUGUCCUACAAAACAAUCAGCAGGAAAGAAGCGACUGUUGGUAAGUUUGGAUACAAUAACAAGUCCUGGUGUCUUUUCUGCACUAUUGAUGGAUUUGUUGUCUGGCACAACAAUCUGAACAGCAACAUUCCUGCUCCUUUCCCCUCCUCUAAAAGAGUAGGAGUGUAUCUGGACUGGCCGGCCGGCACUCUGUCCUUCUACAGCAUCUCUGACACACACACACUCACACACUUACACACAUUCAACACCACAUUCACUGAACCCCUCUAUGCUGGGUUUAAGGUGUUUGAUUCCUCACUGUCACUUGUUUAA
This is a messenger RNA of Sinocyclocheilus grahami, 3133 nucleotides long. RefSeq names its product protein NLRC3-like. Gene Ontology annotation, molecular function: protein binding. Lineage: Eukaryota; Metazoa; Chordata; Actinopteri; Cypriniformes; Cyprinidae. The coding region runs from base 140 to 3133 and encodes 997 amino acids. The record is from RefSeq and is a predicted model, not a curated record. The transcript is spliced from 8 exons.